GGUGAAACCUUGGGAGCCCCAAGGCCAGCAUGGUGAACAAGGAGCAAGCUGGUAGCAGCAUCUUCAAGACAAGAGGUGGGGAAUACUUACCUGCCUGCUGCCACCGCUGUCUGCUGAGACAGCUCCAGGAUUGUCAUGUUAAUACUGCUCUGAUGAGCUAAGUUGCUGAUUGCUUCCUAAGGUCUUCCACAGCCACUAGCAAUCCUGUUGGCCAAGCCAGCCGGCAUAUGCCGAGAUAUCCAGCAGCUGUCAGCAUGAGGCCUCCACUCCAUCUUCCUUUCUGCGUGGUCACCACAUUCUUGAUUUAUGAAACUGCUUUUACAGAAGCCUCGUGUCUCGUGGUUUACAACCACAACUCUACCUGCGUAGGUUUUAACGCGCUGCCUGCGUGCUUCGGGAUGCCUCUGCCCACAGAAGAGCUGACGGGAUAUUUAACCGAGGUGACACCGCCUAAUGGAUGUGACCCCAUAGCAAGUCCACCCCCGUCCAGCAACUCCUCUGAGACUUUCAUUGCGCUCAUCCGUAGGGCUGAGUGCCCCUUUGGGGUUAAGGUCCUCCAUGCCCAGCAAGCUGGGUACCAUGCUGCCAUUGUGCACAAUGUGAAUUCGGAAGAGCUGGUGAAUAUGUUGACUGAUGAUAAAGAAAUCCAACAGCAGAUUGUAAUACCUUCGGUCUUCGUAGGACAAUCAGCGUACCUCUAUCUGAGAAGGGCUUUGCGUUAUGAGAAAGGGACUCGCGUCACCCUUGUGGCGUCCAAACCUUGUCUUAAUUCUUGCCAAAACAGAGAUAAGCUCUUGGAAAGCUUUAGACAGUUCUGGCCGGUCCUGUCCAGCUAUCUGUCACACCAUAUCAUUUCUUACGUCAUCCAGGAGUUUGGGUUCAUGAUCAACGUGGUCGUUUGCACUAUACCACUUGUGGUAUGCGCAAGAUGGUACAAGAAAGCCCAGAAGAUAACAAUGCACACAUUCAAAAGGGGAGACAGGUAUGAGACAUGCGUGAUCUGCAUGGCCGAGUAUGAAGAAGGAGACCAGCUGAAGAUCCUCCCUUGUUCUCAUGCCUACCAUUGUGCGUGCAUAGACACAUGGCUUCACACCCAGCCCAGGAAUAAAUCUUGCCCUUUUUGCAAACAGCAAGUGACUACUGAAGCUCAGGAUAUCAACCUGGACAGAGGGAGAGGCCCACAGGAGCCGGCGAGGGAAGAGGAAGGCAACCGUGAGGAAGAAGAGCCCAACAACGAGGGUGGGGAAACAGAAGAGAGGCACGAAGAGGAGUAUGUUGAGGGACAGCCUGGAGAUGACCAAGAUGCAGACAAGGAGGAGUGGUACGAUGAGCCAGACAACAACGUUCACUGAGUCACGUGAGCAGCCUUUUGGCCCACAUCAGCCCAAGCCAAACUUCCCUCAACUUCUCUCCCGUCACCGGCUCCAGCUAGUCUUUACGGGCAAGUGCUCAGCU
Messenger RNA from Gavialis gangeticus (Gharial), 1455 nucleotides. RefSeq names its product E3 ubiquitin-protein ligase RNF167-like. The coding region runs from base 228 to 1352 and encodes 374 amino acids. Gene Ontology annotation, biological process: ubiquitin-dependent protein catabolic process; positive regulation of DNA-templated transcription; protein ubiquitination. Lineage: Eukaryota; Metazoa; Chordata; Crocodylia; Gavialidae. Gene Ontology annotation, cellular component: cytoplasm; nucleoplasm. The transcript has a single exon. The record is from RefSeq and is a predicted model, not a curated record. Gene Ontology annotation, molecular function: ubiquitin protein ligase activity.